Messenger RNA from Sander lucioperca (pikeperch), 2432 nucleotides. Its product is annotated as kelch-like protein 40a. The coding region runs from base 195 to 2033 and encodes 612 amino acids. Gene Ontology annotation, molecular function: protein binding. The transcript has 6 exons. NCBI's taxonomy places the organism in Eukaryota, Metazoa, Chordata, Actinopteri, Perciformes, Percidae. The record is from RefSeq and is a predicted model, not a curated record.
UCCUGUCUAUAAAUACCCAUGAGUUACAGAGUGACUGACGGCCAGGGACAGCUGCAGCCACCAGCCAACCAACCAACCCGUGGAGACUGUCCACAGUGAUCUGAGCAGCCCUGUGUACCCUGACAGUCCUGCUCUGUUGUGGGGAGUGAGUAGGGUGCCCACGGAACCCAACCAGGACAAGAAGACAGAACAAAAUGGCUGCCAUGACUAUAGACCCGAUAGAGCAGCCUCGGAUGUACCAACAGACCCUGCUUCAGGACGGACUGUGUGACCUCUUAGAGAAUGACAAGUUCGUGGACUGUGUACUCAAAAUUCAGGACCAGAAGUUCCCCUGCCACCGCUUGGUUUUGGCCGCCAGCAGCCCUUUCUUCAAGGCCAUGUUCCUGUCUGACCUGGAGGAAAGCAAGAAGAGUGAGAUUGUCCUCAAAGAUGUGGAGCCAGGUGUUAUGGGGAUGAUCUUGCGCUACUUGUACACCUCUGACAUUAAUCUGACAGAACAGAACGUCCAGGAUAUCUUCAUUGUUGCUAACAUGUACCAGAUCCCCUCCAUCUUCUCUGUAUGUGUGUCCUACCUCCAAGAGAAGCUGGUGCUGGGAAACUGCUUGGCGAUCUUCAGGCUGGGACUUCUGCUGGAUUGUCCCAGGCUUACUCUGAUUGCUAGAGAGUUCAUCUGCGAACGCUACCACGUCGUUGUCAGGGACCCGGAUUUCCUGCAGCUGGGCCCGAGCGAACUGGCCAUCAUUAUCACCUCUGACGCCCUCAACAUUGAGCGGGAGGAGCUGGUGUUUGAAUCUCUGAUGGACUGGGUCAGACAUGAUGAGACAAACCGCGUUAAGGACCUGCCAGAGCUGUUGCACUGCAUCCGUUUCAGGCUCAUACCUGUGAAUUACUUCAAAGAGAAAGUAGAGUGUCACCAGUACCUUCGGUUCAGCCAGGACAUAAAGAAGGAGCUGGAUCUCGUCAGGGAUGCUCACAGGGGUUGUCUCCCGAAGCCCAGGAAGCCCAGCAGUGACGAGGCAAAGAAGGGAGAAGGAAGUGAGGAUGAGGACGAUGAGGAGGAGGGGUACUUGCCUGGAAUACUCAACAACAACCCUCGCUUUGGGAUGUUUGAGCUGGACCUGAUACUUAUGAUCAGUGUCACAGGGACUGUGGCCUAUGACCCGGUAGGAAACGAAUGCUUUGUGGUCUCAGAGUCCACAGAAAUUCCCAAGAACCACUGCAGCCUUGUGACCAAGGAGAACCAGGUGUUUGUUGUCGGAGGACUUCUUUACAACGAGGAGGACAAAGACGAACCAUUCAGCUCUUACUUCCUGCAGUUUGACCCAGUAAGUUCAGAGUGGUUAGGGAUGCCGUCACAACCCAACCCUCGAUGUUUGUUUGGCCUGGCUGAAGCUGAAAACUCCAUCUUUGUUGUUGGAGGAAAGGAACUAAAGGACGGCGAGCGUGUCCUGGACUCAGUCAUCAUCUAUGACAGACAGUCAUUCAAAUGGGGAGAGUCUGACCCUCUGCCUUAUGAAGUGUAUGGCCAUGGAACCGUAUCACACAAAGGUCUUGUCUACGUCAUUGGAGGAAAGUCUCAAAGCAAGAAAUGCAUGAGAAGAGUCUGUGUCUACAACCCCACUAAGUUUGAGUGGAAGGACCUGGCUCCUCUGAAGACGGCCCGCUCCCUGUUUGGUAUCACCGUCCACAAAGACCAGAUCUUCGUAGUGACAGGGGUCACAGACGAAGGCCUCACCAGCUCUGUGGAGGUCUACAACAUUGCCACCAACAACUGGUCUGAGUUCACAGAGUUCCCUCAGGAGCGCAGCUCUCUCAAUCUGAUCUCGAUGGGAGGUUUCCUGUACGCUGUGGGGGGCUUUGCCAUGAUGCCCAGUGAAACCAGUGAGGAGCCCGUCCCAACAGAGAUGACUGACAUCUGGAGAUAUGAUGAGUCAGACACGUGCUGGAAUGGGAUUUUGCGAGAGAUUAGCUAUGCAGAGGGAUCCACUAUUCUUUCAGUGCGUCUCAACACUCUGCGCCUCACCAAGUUAUAACUGAACUGAGCUCUUGGUGCCAUGAGCUUAAUGGUGUAACAUUAGCAUUGAAGUGAAUGAUUGUACUCAUGAUGGACAUUGGCCCAAAAUUGGUUUAGGGUAUAGAAUGUUUCACAGUAACAAUUGAAUUUGAUCUCUGAAGAUGAAAAGUGUUAUGAAAUCAGCAACAAAUUGUUUUACCUUGUGUUUUACAGCAGGGGGAGACAGAUACAUGUUAAGUCUAAAUGAGGCUAGAUGUGAAGGACAUGAGUUAGAAUAUCACACCAAAUGUAUUUUAUAAAAAGUUAAAAUGUUGAUUUGUACAUCUGUUUUUUGUUGUUAUAUUAUUUCAUUAUUUCAAGUUUCUUUAAUACCUGUUUGCUUUAUUUUAAGGAGAAAUAAAGGUAAUGGUUGACUAUA